Messenger RNA from Bufo bufo (common toad), 2437 nucleotides. It is a transcript of the gene SASS6, whose product is annotated as SAS-6 centriolar assembly protein. The transcript is spliced from 16 exons. NCBI's taxonomy places the organism in Eukaryota, Metazoa, Chordata, Amphibia, Anura, Bufonidae. The record is from RefSeq and is a predicted model, not a curated record. Gene Ontology annotation, cellular component: centriole; centrosome. The coding region runs from base 146 to 2041 and encodes 631 amino acids. Gene Ontology annotation, biological process: centriole replication.
UGUGCGGACCGGUCACCGAGGGAGACAGGACCCAGGCGGUGAACACUAGGUGGCCGCACGGAUAGUUGGAGGAGACUGGUGCGGUUGCCCCCAGGACUGGCCCGUAUUCCAGUAACGAGUCCCCGGCACAGGGCACGUCUGCAGGAUGGCUCAGGUCCAUGAGCUGCUGAGCCGGGAGGUGAAGGUCCUGCUGCGGAACCCGGACUGCGCGGAGAGGAGGCAGAUUAUCCGGAUAUGCAUCGAGCAAGGCACAUUGUCAACGCCCGUCCAUAAGAAGGACCUGGUGGUUCGGAUGACUGAUGAUACAGAUCUUUUCUUUCUUUACAACCUUGUGAUAUCAGAAGAUGAUUUCCAGUGUCUGAAGCUACAACAGGGCCUCCUAGUCGAUUUUUCAGCUUUCCCUCAAAAAUUUAUAGAUUUGCUUUACCAGUGCAUCAAUGAAGAAAACAAAGAGGUGCCGCGAUUCCUCUUACAGUUGUCCUCGGGUACAGUCCUGGGGAGCUCGCCUGCCCAGUUAGAUGUGGUUGAGACUAAUCCAUUUAAGCACCUGACACAUCUUUCUCUGCGACUUUUACCAGCAAAUGACAUGGAAUUAAAGACUUACCUGGCAACGUGUUUAAAGUGUGUUAAGGAAGAAAAACUGAUGUUGCAACACAAACUGAAAAAAACAGAAGACGACCUGACCCGACAGCUCAUCUGCACACAGCAGAGUUUGUCUGAGAAAAGUAUUGAACUGGAGAAUUUGAAAACUGACUCUUCAUCCAAGAUGACAUCACUGAAGAGCCAGCACUCAGCAGAGCUUCAAAGUGAAAAGGAAAAGGCUCAGCAGGCUUAUGCUCAGCUAAUGCAACAGUGUGAGCAACAAAGAAAGGAGUCUGAGAGCUGUCUUCAGAAGAAUACCCAGCAGAUGCAGAGCAGAUUGAAUGAGCUGGAACAGUCUAAUAAGGAUCUUCUUGAGAGAAGAUAUAAGGCAGAGUCUACUGUCCGAGAGCUCAGAGCAAAGUACCAGAGCCUCGAGGAGGAGCUGCAGCGAGCAGAGCAGAAGGUAACAUCCCUUGGCAGAGAGAACAGUGCACUGGACGCAGAAUGCCAUGACAAGGAAAAAGACAUUAAUCGCCUUCAGACACGGUUAGCUGUUCUUGAGCAAGAGCUGAAAGACAAGGAUCAAUUGGUACUGAGGAGUAAUGAAAUUCUUACAGCCACUCAGGAACAAAAGACUGUGUUAGAAGCGAGUGCUGAGAAGAAGCAAGUGCAGAUUGGGAAGUUAGAGGCAACAAUAAAAUCCUUAUCUGCUGAGCUCCUUAAGGCUAAUGAUAUCAUAAAGAAACUUCAAGGAGAUCUAAAGACACUAAUGGGGAAACUGAAGCUGAAGAAUGCAGUGACUGUGCAGCAGGAGAAACUUAUUGCAGAGAAGGAGAAGUUGAUUCAAGAAGGGCAAAGAAAAAUGCAUGACGUUCAGCAUAGUCUACGUUUAAAAGAGGAAGAGGCAGAAAAACUGCAAGAACAACUUCAGCAAACAGACAAGAAGUUAGAAGAAAGUAAAGAGCUUCUCAAGACAAAUGAGAAUGUUAUAUCAUGGUUGAAUAAGCAACUGAAUGAGAACCAGUCAGUGAGCUCCAAUUCAAGCAGUUCUGCCUUCAAGACAACAGUGUCACCCAACCAAAUGCUAGAAAACAGGAUACCUUUCCAUAGCUCCCGGAUUAACUAUCCACUUCCUUCCUCGGUCAUACCUCACAUGGCACGUUCUGCUUUACACCAGCCCUCGGAGGUAGUUCGCCCAGGUCCACGGGUUCAGUUCAAUAAUCCACUCUCAAAGGCAAAUUUUCCAGGACCACCUCAGGGUGCAAAUAAAGAGAAUGGAGAACCUACAGGCCUGGAUCUUAAGUAUCUGAAGAAGAGAGAGGCUGCCCUCCCUUUACAAGGCCUUAGCCAAAACACUGCGCCAGAACCUCAUAAAGCUUCUUUACGUACAGUAACCCAAGCAAAGACUGGACCUCCGAUUCAAUCUGCAUACUUUCCUGGACAAGUGUCAUCUUCUUGAUUCCUUGUGGCGAGCUGGAUGGUUUCAUGUCUAAAGCCCUUGUAACUGGAGGAUGGAAAUCUUGUUAAUGGCUGAGCCUACGGGAACAGAACUUAUGGCCGCUCCAGAAAUAUUUUUAACAGACCACAGCAUCUUCCUGUGUGGACCACAUAGGACUGGAAAAGGUUGUUUUGGUCAGUUGCUAGUUCAGAUAUGUUUGGGUUUGUGUGAACAUCUGUUUAUUUCUAUUGUAACAGUGAUUGAUGCGUGGUACUAAUAACACUAUGAGGGUUUCACGCACUGCCCUCUAAAGCUCUUUCAGCAAGGAUUCUUGUAUGGACAGGACUAUAAAAAAAAUAGCGUCUGUGCGGAAUUCUAAGAGAUCUGGAAUCGCACACAGGGUUGUCCUAUCUCGCC